Messenger RNA from Chelmon rostratus (copperband butterflyfish), 8411 nucleotides. It is a transcript of the gene cabin1, whose product is annotated as calcineurin binding protein 1. Gene Ontology annotation, molecular function: protein binding; nucleosome binding. Gene Ontology annotation, cellular component: nucleus. The record is from RefSeq and is a predicted model, not a curated record. NCBI's taxonomy places the organism in Eukaryota, Metazoa, Chordata, Actinopteri, Chaetodontiformes, Chaetodontidae. Bases 184 to 6981 code for a protein of 2265 amino acids. The transcript is spliced from 38 exons. Gene Ontology annotation, biological process: chromatin organization.
CAAAGGAUGAUGAAUAAAUGAAGUUUGAAACUUGCUUCGUGCUUCAUGUCCACUCAUGGCCGCAGCAGUUUUUACAGUUCACCGCUUCGUGGUUGCAACAGCAACGUUACAAAUGCAGUUACACCGGGAAUGAACGAUCCGAAUAAAAGCUGAAGGAGGAAGGUCUGCGUACCACAUCGUGAAAUGAUUCGCAUAGCAGCACUAAAUGCUGCUUCGACAGCUGCAGAUGAGUCUCAGGACCCCUUGCGGAGUAGUAAGAGUCAGACGAAAGAGGCUCAGGAAGCCGAGGCGUUUGCUUUGUAUCACAAAGCUUUAGAUCUGCAAAAGCAUGACAAGCUGGAGGAGUCUGCCAAAGCUUAUCAUGAGCUUCUCAAAACUCCACUGCUCAAAGAGGCAAUGCCCUCGGAUGAUCAGAGGGUGGGUCUCAAGCAUCCCGGACUGAUGCUGAAAUAUUCUACUUUUAAAAACUUGGCUAGUGUGGCUGCAACGCGGGAUGACCUGGAGACUGCUAUGGAGUUUUAUCUGGAGGCAGUUAUGUUGGAUUCCACUGAUGUGAACAUGUGGUACAAAAUCGGUCAGGUGGCUGUGCGACUUGUGCGCAUUCCUCUGGCUCGACAUGCCUUCGAGGAGGGAUUGCACUGUAACCCAGACCACUGGCCCUGCCUGGACAACCUCAUAACUAUUCUCUACACGCUCAGUGACUACACUUGCUGUUUAUACUUCAUCGCCAAAGCCUUAGAGAGGGAUCACUGUUACACUAAAGGCCUGGUGCUGAAGGAGAAAAUCUUUGAGGAGCAGCCUUGUCUGAAAAGAGACACAAUGCAGAUGUUCAUGAAAUGUGAUAUGUCUAUUCACUAUGUGGAAGUGGAGAAAGAGGAGCGUGAAUCCAUUGUGGAAGAAGCGCUGGAGAUGCGGAAACGCAGACAGGCUCUCUCUCUCUGUGAACCUAAACCUGACCUCGUCCUGAUUCAGCCCAUCCGCUGCCUGUCAUGGAAGCACGUGGGCGAAAGCCUUAUUGCAAUGUACAGACACCAGACCACAUGUGAGCCCCCACGCCCGAGCCUUGGCCGCAGAAUCGACUUGUCAGAGUACCGUGACCCAAACUUCCUGCAGAAUCUCCCUCAACCCAGCAGCCCAGUCAGUAUGGGCCAGACCACCGUGCUGAGCAGCAGCCCCAGCUCGUCCCUUCCGCCAGUUGCCCUCCCUGAGCCAGCAGUUCUUCCCCAACCGGGCACACAGCCUCAGACUACCCCCAGCCAGACCACCGUGGAGGUCACCACCUCUGCUCCCCCCCUCGCUACAGCAAUGGAAGUUUCACUGACAGAUAAAGUAAAGAAAGCUCCGAAAAGGAAACGUGCGGUGGAAGACAGUGGGGAAACAGCCAAGCGCCGCUCGGCACGUGUUCGAAACACAAAAUGCAAGAAGGAAGAGAAGAUUGAUUUUCAAGAACUUCUUUAUAAAUACCUUCCUUCCAGGCUGAAGAAGUUUGAUCCUGAUAAUGAUGACGAGAGUCUGAGUAAUCUUGAGACGCAGUGUGCCGGCAAGGAGGACAUGCAGCCUCUGCAUGGGAGCUGCGUGCCUGUCGACUCAGUUGAAUACAUGGAGUCUGGUACGUGGUGCAUUGUGGAUAUGUGUUUUACACUGUUGUGCCUUGUUGUCAUAUCUGUCAUAUUAAACUGUGCAUUCCCUUCUGCAGAGCAACAGGAUGUCCACAAUUUCCUGCUCAAUAAUAUGAGCAAUGGUGGUAUACUGGACCUGAUGAUGCGCUACCUGAAAGCAGUGGGUCAGAAGUUCCUGGAGGAGUGGCCUCGAGGGCUGGCGGCUGUGGUGCUGGAGGUCUAUCAGACCUGGAGGAAGCACAGCAGUGGUCUUCCUAACCCUCUGCUUCGGGACUGCAGCAACAAACACAUCCGGGAAAUGUUGGCAAUGAGCUUAGCAUGUAUGGAGCUGCAGUUGGAACAAUGGUCACACAACAAAGGGAAGACUGUGUCUCCAAGAAGAAGCAGCAUCGGCGCCUGCAGUGAUGCAGCUGACUCAGAAUUCCCCGGGCAGCACUUCCAGGGUGAUUUGUUACUCCUGGCUUUAGGUUCAUCCCAAAAGGAUCUGUUUGAGGAGGACUGGCUGGAUGUCAUGGUGCGUGUCUACUGGCUGAAGGCUCGAUUCCUGGCCCUGCAGGGAGACAUGGAGUUGGCCCUGGAGAGCUAUGAUGUCUGUAUAGGCCUUUUGCAGAGGAAACCAAAGACCCCUGAAGGGAAACAUUACACCAUCAACCUGCCUAACCUGCGUGUAGAUGCUGCGAUCUCUGUGGAGGAGAUUGACAAGAGGCUGAAGUCUCUGGAGCGUUGUCAGUCUCUGGAGGAGAUCCAGCGUCUGUUUGAGUCUGCAGACUUUGAGUCUGUUGUGCGCCUGCUGCAGCCCACUCUUAAUUAUGGCAGCAGGAGUAAACCUCUGGAGUUUGUGAGCUCAGCACCAGAGCGGCCUGCUCAGCUGAUGCUACUUCAGAACUCGCUGCUGAAGAUGCAGGACUACCAGCAGUGUUUGGAGUGCAGCGAGCUGGCUCUGAAUGAAGCCCUGCAGCAGCUCAACUCUGCUUCCAACAGCUCUCCCCCGAGUAAGGAGGAGUGGGUCAGCACCAUUGGAAAGCUGCUGGAUGGCAUCGAGGUCUGCUUCACCAAAGACUUGGUGCUUCUGAGCAGUGUCCCCCACUUCUCCAGUAUGGCUCGACUGGCAAACAACCUCAUUCAGCUGAUUGAUCUUAGCAUGACCAUUUCCGAUGAGCCCAAGGAGCCUUAUUUCUUCUCGGUUCUGCCUUGGAUUAUCCUCUAUCGCAUUAUCAAACACGAGGAGGCUGCUUUUGACUGCAUGCUUCGACAGCAUAUGUCUGUAGGGGAUGAUGAAGUCUCACUUUCAGAUGACUCAGACACUCCCAUGCUGCCCUCUUCCCUGAUGCUUCUGAACACAGCCCAUGAGUAUCUUGGCCGUCGCUCCUUGUGCUGCAGCUCUGACGGUGCACUCCUCAAGUUCUAUGUUCGAGUCUUGGAGAAAGAGCUCGCAGCCUCGUCCAAAAAUGACGCUCAUCCGUACAAAGAGGAGCUGGAGAUGUCCUUGGAACAAUGCUUUUUCUGCCUGUAUGCCUACCCCAGUAAGAAGAGCAAGGCUCGCUACCUUGAGGACCACUCGUCUCCACAGGUCGAGCUGCUGUGGGCCGAUGCCCUCUUCAUGUUCCAGUACUUCAAACCAAAGUCGCUGCCUGAGUUUGACAGCUACAAGACAAGCACGGUGUCUGCAGAAUUGGCCAAUCUGCUGAGGAGGUUUGCCGGCAUUGCCCCCUCAAGUGACACCCCAGUCCUGACCAUGGAUGAAGUGGCAGCCUACAUUGAGGGCAUGACAGAAAAGGCCCCAUGCCUUCCUGAGGGCAGUGCUCCUGCACCUCCGAUCACUGAUGAGAUCUACUACCUGCUGGCCGAUUACCAUUUCAAGAACAAGGAGCAGUCCAAAGCCAUCAAGUUCUACAUGCAUGACAUAUGUGUGUGUCCCAACAGGUUUGACUCCUGGGCAGGUAUGGCUUUAGCCAGGGCCAGCCGUAUCCAGGAAAAGCUCAACUCCAAUGAGCUGAAAAGCGACGUUCCUAUAUGGAAACACUCCCAGGCAGUGCUCAACUGCUUUAAGAGGGCCCUGGAGAUAGACGGCUCCAACCUGUCUCUGUGGAUCGAGUAUGGCACCAUCUCAUAUGCGCUGCAUUCGUUCGCUUCGCGGCAGCUGAAGCAGUGGCGCAGCGAGCUCCCCCCGGAGGUGGUUAAACAGAUGGAAGAACGGAGAGACUCCAUGCUGGAGACGGCCUUCCAGUGUUUCCAGGGUGCUUCCCGUUGUGAGUGUGACAGCGAUGAAGAGGAGUGGCUCAUUCACUACAUGCUGGGGAAGAUCGCAGAGAAACGCAAACAGAUUCCUGUGGAAUAUCUGCAGCUUUACAAAAAGGCAGCACACUAUCUGCACGAGGAAGCUGCCAGGUACCCCCGGAAAAUCCAUUACCAUAAUCCUCCUGACCUGGCCAUGGAGGCCCUGGAGCUGCAUUUCCGCCUCAGUGCCACCAUCCUAAAACUACUAGAGGCUAAUGAACCCGAUCUGGAACACGAGCUCUUGUUCAGUUUGCUGGUCGAGGCUGCUACUGGGCCAUUUGCCAGGGGGGAGGAGAAGAGUAUGCCAAGCAUGCCUAGGUCCCACGAAAAGGAGAAACCACCCUCCAUGAUGGAUGAAGACUUUAAUUGCUCAUCAGUUUGCAUAGGGAACGCCCUCAGCUCCUCCCUCCCAUCAGCUGCCACCCCAGGUCUCACAUCCCCUCCUUACGUGGCCACGCCGUUUGACCACGAUUACGCCAAACGCAAAACACUCCGACGGCAGCAGUGGCAGCAGCAGCGGCAUGAGGAGCAGCAGGCUGAUGCCUCACCAGAGUUUGACCAUGAUUACUGCCUGCCCAGGUCUCCAAUGUGGCUGGCUUCCCUGAAUGAGCGCAGUCAGGACAGUGAGGUGGUGAUGCUCUCUGACUCCAACUCCACCCAGGAUGCCUUCACAGAUCCCACCAGCUCACAGGACAGCAGCCACAAACCUGCUUCCGGGAAAGUCAGUUCAUCGUCCUCAGAAAGCACAACCCCUGUGAAGGACAGGCAGUCCACGUCGGAGGACACAGCAUCACAUGGAGAACAUUCUGGCAUCCAGACAGAAGAGAAAGUUAUCCAGGAAGUAGAAGAAUCUGUGGUGGUGGUGGCGCUCCCCGAGGCUUCAGCUCCCAAGGUCUCUGUGGACCCUUGUCCUCAUCCUCUGCCUGUCCCAGCCACCCCUCCAAAGCAAGCCCAUCCUCAGCAAGCCGCUCCUCAAACUCCGGCCAGCGAGGGAAAGAGGAAGCCGGAGCCCCCCGCCGAGGUGAUCGAGGUGCCCAAGGCGCUGCCUGCAGAACGUGGCGACCAGAGACGGAUGCUGGUGGAAAUGUGUGUCCGUGCUCUCUUCCUCUGCCUCGGCCGCUUCCCUCAGCACUACAAGAGUCUGUACCGCCUGGCCUUCUUCUACACCAACAGCAAGACCCAUCAGAACCUACAGUGGGCCCGAGAUGUGUUGCUAGGAAGCAGUGUCCCAUGGCAACAGCUGAAGCACAUGCCAGCACAAGGACUUUUCUGUGAAAGAAACAAGACAAACCUGUUCAAUGGCAUCUGGCGUAUUCCAGUAGAUGAGAUUGAUCGCCCUGGAAGUUUUGCAUCUCAUAUGAACCGAUCCAUUGUCCUCUUGCUGGAGGUGCUGUCUCAGCUUAAGGAUCACGACACUCUGCUGAAAGUCUCUUUCAUGCUGCAGAGAACCCCUGACCAGGGAAAGAAGUAUUUACGGGAUGUUGAUCGCCAGGUUUUGGCCAAGAGAGCAUUUUUCCUAACUGUAAAAGUUCUGGAGGACAAUCUGAACAGUCUCACAGGGGUGUCUGAGCAGCUUCACAAAGCGCCGGCGCCCUCCAUGGGGGAGAUGACCACGACGGACGCAUCCAACAGGCCCAGUUCAGAGGACGGAAAACAUGUUCUGCCUAAGAAGCCUGGGCUCACGGAGGGGGCCUGUGCCACUGAUACAGGGCCCAAGGAAGCCUCCCAGGCACAACUGACCCCACCACCACCAUCUGUAGAUAAAGAGAUUAAGGUUCAGGAGAGCUUCCCUGGGAAGGUGGAGACUGCUGGGAGUGAGGGGCACAAAGCAGGGCCAGAUGAACCCAUGGAGCUUGACAGUGGCAGCUGGAGGAGGCCCCCGACUGCCACCGAUUCUCAGGGCAACCAAACAGAGGCUGAGACCUCCCUGAGUGCUGUGGAGCCCCAGCUGAAAGUGACUGAGAGCAGCCGGACACCAGAGCUGUCUCUAGAGGAGCUAAGUAUCAGCUCCAGGCAGCAGCAGCUCCAAGUCGCAGCACCCAAGGUCACUGUGGCAGCCAGUGGGACUGAUCAGGGGUCAGUGCGGCGGCCAAAUAGGAAACGGAAGCUUCUUGAGGACGUGGAGUCUGGAAAAACGUUGCUGCUCGAUGCCUACAGGGUGUGGCAGCAAGGCCAGAAGGUCAUGACCUAUGAUCUUGGACGCAUUGAGAAGAUCAUGUCAGAGACUUAUAUGCUCAUAAAACAGGUUGACGAGGAUGUAGCUCUGGACCAAGCUGUGAAGUUCUGCCAGAUACAGUUGGCCACUUCUGCCCAAAGACAGUCUGCAGGCGAUGCCCCGACCACACCCAAGUACACCAAGGAGCACCGAGACAUCUUCUUCCCCGCCUCCCUGCCGACGCCGGUCCUGCUCAGCCACGCCGCCUGCCACCCGCUGUCUGCCCAGGACGGCCAAGCCAAAGUGGUGUACGAGCCCCUGAGCAAGCCGUCCAGACCUCAAGCCUCGGGCUUCCACGAUCAGCCUCUUCACAGGAGAGCAGCGAGCCACCCUGCUGCAGCCAUGGCCUUCUUACCACACACAGAGGAGCGGGAGGAGCCUUCAGAGGGACUUUCAUACCGACAGCAGGAGUCACACCUUUGUCAGCAGAUGAAACUGGCCUCUGUAUCCCAGGCCGAGUCAGCAGCAGGCUGGUUCCAGGAAGAAACUGCCACAUGUAGCACCGCACAGCCUUGCCCAGACCAGCAGCAGUAUGCCAGCAGCGAGCAGUCGAAGCUUCCAGACCCCAACCGAAUCCGCUCCCGUGUCCCGCCCAACAUGCCAAAGCUUUUCAUCCCCUCCACCGUCACCAAGUUCCCGCCAGAGAUCACAGUAACGCCUCCGACACCCACGCUCCUCUCCCCAAAAGGCAGCAUCUCAGAGGAAACCAAACAAAGACUCAAGAACGUCAUCCUGUCCUCUCAGUCUGCAGCCACAGUCAAGAAGGACACUCUGAGCCAGCCGGCGCUGGAGGUGCAGGAGACGUCCAGCCAGGAGUCAUCUCUGGAGAGCGAGUCGGACGAGGAGGAGGACGAUUACAUGGACAUCUGAGCCUCUGCAGCCCCCCCACCCCACGUGUGCCGGCUCUCCGGCCGCAGCUUGGCCUCACUCUGCCGAACCCGUGCCCCCGUCUCCAAAAAGGAACGGUACAUGUCGCUGCAGCUGUCUUUGUUCAUGCUAUCGUUCCGUCACGUGCAUUAGAAAAACAAGCACUCCAAACUGAAGAAUGCAGUAUUCUCAUCGCCUGUCACGCCGCUGCGUCGCUCCGCUCGUCAGCAGCGACUGGCGGCUCGAGGCUCGCAGCAUGUCUGCAAUGUGCCAUUUAUGCAUCUCUCUCAUCAACUUAUCCAGCGUUCCUGCAACCAGCUGCACUCUGGAUGUGGCCUGAAAGACUUUCAGCCUUCAAAGCCAACCAGUCCCGUGUUUAUGCAUCUUUUUCACGCUAACCGCACCUCCACGCUGCAGCUAAACCCUCUGAGAACUGACCGAUCUGAGGUGCCUCAGUCCGGACUGACGCUCAGCAGCAUGUACCUGCUGUCCUCGACUCUGAUCAUUUACUCCGGCAUGAGAAUUUCAUCCGCAGGACACAUCGGCUCAUGAUGAACGUCAGCGUACACAAGGUGAAAUGAGGACAAUCGGCUGCACGCGAGGUUCAUCGCAGCCUCACAACCUGUAGCAGAUUGGAAAUGUUUACACUUAACGUUUGGGAUGUUUUUCAGUUGGCACCGAACUUUGUGCUAUUUUUGUACUCACUGUAUUUCUUGUAAUAUUUUGUCCUAUAUAUUUUUCUUUCCUUGGUGUGCAUUUGUAGCUCAGAGGAACAGUUGUUUACCAGGAAGACGUCCUGUCACCAGCACUGAUCUGAAUGAUGUGGGGGGUUCAGUUAUUACAAAUUAGCUUUUGUACAUAUCAUGACGUCACAAUCCAAGUAUCUUUCCAAUAUGUUCGGCUUUAAUGGGUUGAGCAUCGAGCUGGAGAAGCUGUGAGAGCGUGAACGCGGCGGCGAGGCGGCGGCUCAGGAAACGACUCGCCGGUCUUUCCUGACCGCGGUGGAACUGAAGACCCUCCAGCACUGACGCCUUCCCACUGAAACCAUUUUGCUAAAUUUGUCACAAUUCUAUCUGAACUCAGAGGAAGACAACAGAAUGUUUUUUACAGAUUGUUUUCUAUUCAGAGAGAUAUUUACUGAUUGUGUUUGUUGAACGUCGUCUAAGACUCGUUUUUAAAAAGGACACAAAUGAAUAAUGUUAACGAUCACCCUGAUAUUUAAAAACUGUUUUGUAUUUGAUUUCAUUCUUUUUGGUUUGUUUUUUUGGUGUAAAAUAGUUUUCUAUUGUUCUGCGAAGCUUCUGGGAAUGUGCCACAGCUGGAGAGGUGACAACCCCCCCCCCCCCGGCUCAGCCUACAGGAGGGGAACUGUUCUCUGUGUCUGGACUGAAUGCAUUAUAGAUGUCAAACCAAAAAUAUAUUUGAGAAACACA